AUGAGAAAAAUUAUCAGAAACCGAUCUAGAUCAAAUGAUGGGUCUGGGUCAGUUUCGGUGGAACGCUCCGAGAAGAAAAGCAGGAGAUCCAAGAAAGUAUCGAAGAGAUCAAAGCGAUCCUUAGACAGAAAAUCAACCUCAAGAUCUCGGUCGCGCUCACGGCGCCGCUCCCCGUCUCCAAAAAAACGGAAUUCUAGGUCGAAAAGCAGAGAUCGUGGUAAAUACUCUGAUGAUCAAAACACAUCUGAUGAUUCCCGAGCUGGUUCGCCAGCGAAAAAGCGAAGAAGGGGAAGAAGAGGGCGCAAGUCAAAAAAGAGCCGAAAAAACGAUAAGUACAAAAACGAUGCGAAUUCAGAAGAUGAAGCUCCGCCAAAGGAUGAUGAGGCGGAACAGUAUGGGCUCGGAGAAGGGCCUAUGUGGACUGCACCUCGAGGUAGAGGAAUGGGCCGCGGCGGAGGAAGGUGGCCAGGAGCAGAAUUUCCCCGAGGAAGAGGCAGAGGUCGUGGGCUAAGAGGGAGAGGCUACUAUCGCCCAAACUACAUCGCUAUCGGAAGAAACAUUUUCCCUGGCGGAACUUCGGACGAGGACUCAUCGUCUUCUAGCAGCUCACGCUCCAGAUCUGGUAGACGAAGAAGAUCUCGGCGACACAAAUCCAGAAAGUCGAGACGAGGUAGAAGACGACGAAGGAAGUCGUACUCUUCAAGCUCCUCCAGGUCAACGACGCCUGAAGACAUGAAAAAUACGCCGGAGCACAUGAAAGGCCGCAGUCCCACUCCUGAACCUCCCAAAGAAAUUGGUUUGCUGGACAAGCUUAGACUCAAAGAGGACCAGGAAGAUGUAUCGCAUGAUCGCGUUCAGGAAAUAAUGCAGCAACUAGCGAGUGGCGCUACGGAGAUACGGCGCGGGCAAUUCGUUCAAAGCUUUUCAAAUCAAGACAUGUUUGAAAAUAACGAAACUCCUAUUCUUCGAAAAGAAAUGAAAGAGACAUCGGCUCAGCCGAGCUUUCCUCAGAUCCGAAGUGGACCUCCCCAGCCUCGUCUUUUCGAAGACUUACCCGCGCACUUGCUUGACCCUAAUGUUGACCGUGGAAUGGGCCUCAGAAAGCAAAUGCAAGAAGCAGAGAACCAAGAAAGGCAAAAAACUCUUGAAGAGAGCAUUCAAAAACAAGCAGAAAUGGACAAGCGAAUUAAAAGUAGAGUGGUUGCGCAGAACCCCGAAGAAGUUAUUGCUGCCCAGAUGAAAGCGGAGAAAUUAGCAAGCUCUUUCUUGGCUAGAAAAAGAUCCGCUGCGAACAUUAGAGCCGCAGUUCCGGAGAAGAAAGACGAUGAGCCUCCAAAACUAGCAUCACUUCCUCCUCUCAAAACGGAAACGAUUGACGAUGAUGCUGAAUUUCUAAAAAAUCUGAACAAGCAAUUUAACAGUGAAAGAGGCAUGAAGAUCAUGCCUAUUACCUCGAAAAUGUCAUUUGCUCAGAUCUCAUCAAAUGCGUCAACGAAGGGAAAGCUAAAAAUUGGUGGCUCUAAGGGUCUUGUUUCGAAAUUUCAAGCUCCGAAGAUUCUCGGAGUCAAGCCAAGAGUUCCAACAUCUUCUACGGAAACACAAGAUAUUCCUCAAUCAUCAGAGCAGAUCUCGCCCCCGAUUCAGCCUGAAAACGCAUCGCAAGAAACGCUCUUUUCCAGCGACAUUUUAUCUACUGCCCCAUUACUGGAUAAGAAUAUUGGCCCGAAAAGACCAGUAAUGAAGCCAAAGCCAACUGCAAGGAGAGCAACAUCAGGAAUCGUUCUGCCGAGUACAAUAUUAUCGCAAGUAAAGAGUCAGCCUGUUGAGAAUACUCCACGGUUUGAGAGUCAUGUGCCUAAAGCGACAUCUCCCGCCCCUACUUCAUUGUUCCCAAUUAAAACUGAACCAACCGUAUAUUCAUCUCCGAAGCUAAACGCUGGAUCGUCUGGUUUCAAGAUAGCGCCUCCGACUUCAAAUAUGCCAACCAGCAUUCCUUCCAUGUCUUCUAUUGCUUCUAUAAAGACAGAAACGAUAGAUCAAGUAAACAAUACCUUGGAAGCUCCUAAAACCCCUAUUGAUCGACCACCACCGCCUGUGAUUCGCCGGGAUGUUAGUGCACCAGCCGUUCUACCAAGUUCAAGCAAACCGGCAUUCGAAUUCAAUCAGAACAAGGCUCCACUUGAAAUAGACUUUUCGAAGCCCCCACCUGGGUUUUCUCUGCCUCCUCCAUCGUUCAGACCUGGACCGCCAUUUAGCACAUCGGUUCCACCUCCGACACUUCCUCCCUCGGCGCCGCCUGCGGUACCACCGCUGAUGCCAAGUGGUUCUGCAAGCCAGCCCCAGAUCUACUCCUCUAGUGGGCCGCCACCAGGCUUUCCUCCAAUGCUCAGUAUGAGCAGAAGUGAGCCAGAAAUAGUGCAAGAGAAAAAAGAGACUUACAACGAUGUCUAUAUUAUGUAUCCAAGCGUGUGGUUGGGAUUCGUUGGACUGAAAUCAAAAGCAGCAAUGAUUCAACUGCAUCAUAUUGGCGGAAAUCAACACAUUUCAUCUCGUCUUCUGAUGAAAAACCUAGUGCAUCCUUCAUCUGACGGAAGUAAACAUCCAAUUAUGAAAAUAAAAACCAGAGUGAAACUUGAUGGAAAAGCGGUCGAAACGAUCAAGAGAAAAUGGAAUGAUAUUCCAUACAAAUGCUGUACGAUGCUUGCGCUUCCGUACGGUGUCGAUCCUGACGAUACUGAAAAACAGAAACAGUGUUUAGAGAAAAACUUCUCCAAGUACUUUGCCGAUAAAAACUGCUGUGGCAACCUGUCGAUCACCCACGAAGAUCAGGAAUGGCAAAUUUUUAUAUUCCCCCCUUGUCAAUUCAUGGAUACGUCAUUGGAAGAAAAAGCUUCCGAUUUGAAGGCUGCAGUAGAAAAUUUACCGAAAUUAAUGAUUACUAUUACACCUAAAUAG
Molecule: messenger RNA, 2955 nt
Organism: Oikopleura dioica
Lineage: Eukaryota; Metazoa; Chordata; Appendicularia; Copelata; Oikopleuridae
Source: the annotation of a GenBank genome assembly